This is a messenger RNA of Agrilus planipennis (emerald ash borer), 1315 nucleotides long. Its product is annotated as endochitinase-like. The coding region runs from base 40 to 1194 and encodes 384 amino acids. Gene Ontology annotation, cellular component: extracellular region. The record is from RefSeq and is a predicted model, not a curated record. Gene Ontology annotation, biological process: chitin catabolic process; carbohydrate metabolic process. Gene Ontology annotation, molecular function: chitin binding; chitinase activity. The transcript is spliced from 8 exons. NCBI's taxonomy places the organism in Eukaryota, Metazoa, Arthropoda, Insecta, Coleoptera, Buprestidae.
UUGCAUUAAACCAGGAGCCAAUCGAAACAAUUGUUCAAAAUGAUGAAGAACUUGUUGCUCUUAGUUUUGUGCGCUUCAGCAUUAACUGCGGUUGUCGAAUGUGCUAAAGUUGUUGGUUGCUAUUAUGGAAGUUGGGCAUUGUACAGACAAAGUAUUGGGCGCUUCAGUACGGAGAAUAUAGAUCCUUCUCUAUGUACCCAUGUUUAUUACUGUUUUCUUGGAUUGAACAGAAAUACUCAAGAAAUCGAAGUUUUUGAUUCAAAUGUUGACUUGGAUCGAGGAGGAUAUCGCAAUUUUACGGGUUUUAAAGCUCGUUAUCCAAACGUGAAAUUUUCAAUUGCUAUUGGUGGAUGGAACCAAGGUUCUUAUGCCUUUUCUGCACUAUGUCAGAACGCCACCAAACGAGCACGUUUUAUUCAACAGAUCAUAGAGUUCAUAAAAACUUAUAAAUUCGAUGGACUAGAAUUGGAUUGGGAAUAUCCAACUCAAAGGGAUUCUGCAUAUGGAGCAGCAGAUAAGGACAAUUUCAUGUUACUAUUGAAAGAAAUAAAGCAGGCUUUCGAACCGUUGGGACUUCUAAUUACAGUAGCAGUGGGAUCAUCACCAAGUUAUAUCGGUUCCGCUUACGACGUUCCGGCACUUUCAAAGGUAGUCGAUCUAAUUAAUUUCAUGACUUACGACAUACACGGAUCUUGGGAUGGCGUUGCUGGAAUAAAUGCACCCCUCUACGACCCUGCUGGAAGUACAAGUGUGGAGGCUUUUGUGAAUAGCUGGCUUGAUGCUGGCGUUGAUCCUAAAAAGCUAAUUGUGGGAAUUCCUUUCUAUGGAAAGUCGUAUACACUGGCUAAUGCAUCCAAUAACGCGAUUGGAGCACCCAUCACCGGCGGAGGUGAACCUGGCCCAUAUCUUCUAGAUUCAAGCAAUUUAGUUUAUUACGAGAUCUUAGAAAAGCUCCAGCAAGGAUGGACUGAAGUAUAUGAUAAAAAUUAUCAAUCCCCUUAUGCAUAUUCAGGAAACCAAUGGGUUGGUUACGACAAUGUGAGAUCUGUUUUAGCUAAGGUAAGAUUCGCCUGUUCCAAAGGUCUUGGAGGCGUUAUGAAUUGGGCAAUUGAUGAAGACGACUUCGGUGGUUAUUUUGGACGAAAGUAUCCCCUUCUUAAAGCUAUGAAUGUGAUGAAAAGAUGUAGAAAGUAGAAAACUAAAAAUUUACUUAUAACGCAGAUUUAUCACGUCCCUGAUGAAAACUUUCAACUUUCUGGAGUUGCUGUUCAACAUGUAUUUUUAUCUAAUCUGCUAAAUAAAUAAAUCUUAGUUA